GCACAACCUCGAGUAGGCAAACGGCACCGAUCUACAAAAAAAAAACUUACAAACCUUUAUUGUUGGAAAUCUUACCAGGAUAAAGACUUACUCUUACUAUUUUGUUAAAUUCACUGUUGUUAUUGUUGCACUUGCUGUUUAAUAUAAUAUUAUAUAUAAAUAUAUAAUAUUAUAUAAUAACAACAGUUUUAAUGAAUAACGUGGUAGGUGAACUUUGCCUACUCCAGGAUGAUCCCGGGGGGAAACAACAUCAAUUGAACAAAAGCCGACAACAAGGUCGAGAAGUACUUGAGGGAGAAGACAUGUCUUCAACCAGCUUCACCGACCAACAGUUCAUGUCCCUCCAAAGCUUUAAUAGGACCUUCUCUGGAAGUCUGAUAAACAUCUCUAAAGAACACAAAGAGCUCCUGUAUGAAUGCCCCAGAAAACCACCCGGAAAUUUCUAUUCCACCGGCUUUAGUCACACAAAAGUCAUCAACAGUAGACUUUUAGUUGGAACCUUCUACAAACAGAUCUGUUUAGUCUUGGAUGUGAAGCUGGACAGAAAAUCUGCUGAACUUGGUUUUACUCACUUUAUCUGCAAACCAAACACGCUGAAAGAGGACCAGCAGCAGGAAGAUCCUAUAUUUCAUCUAGUGGAGAAUGUAGUUCCAAAUUAUCAGCUACAUAACCUUAAUGAUAUAGAUUGUAAUAGUAAAGAAUGGCAGCUUCUAUUGCAGAAGAGGAAGGAAUACAGUCAAUUACAGGGGAGGAAGGAAAUCAGAGGCGCAAUUGCUUGUUUAUUUAUAGAUGGAGAUUUAUGUAAAUGUUUUUAUGUAGCGAUGCCACUUUAUAAAAAAAAAACAAAACAAAACAAUAUUCACUAUGAGGAAUUAUUAAUUGGACAAAUUGGUGCCUAUUUAAAAAUCUCACAAGAGUCACAUAAUGGAGCCCCAAAGGGUGGGGGGAAGAAAAUUCUGAUUUAUAUACCCAAGAGUCCAUGUUUUAAAAGAGAGAAGGAAACUAUUAAGCCUUGUUUCUUUCUGCUUUUAGAAAACGCGGCUCUAUGGAAAAAAAAAUACAACUAUCACACACAUGUGGGAUUUACACAUUAUUUUGGACCACUUAGUUCACGUAUUUUAGACAAAAUCCCCAAAUUGGAAAUCUUGAGAACCAAUAGUGUUUUCCAUGCAUACACUGAAAAAUCUGACAAUGACCGAACCAAACUAAACUGGGAAGAAAUAAAAAAGAAAAUUUAUGCCAUGAACAAAGAAAAGAUGUUUCAGGAGAUCACAGAUUUUAAAAAAUGUCUGGAAAAUCUCUGUAAUUUAGCAAAGUCUGAGUUGACAUUAAAUCAACAUUUAAAAUGUGUAAGGGAAAUUAAGUCAUCUGGGUUUGACUCAGCAGUCAAGGAUUCGAUUUGUAAAACUUUGUGUACGAUCUGGGAAGAAGCGGUUGAAAACAAGAGGUUGGAACUUAUAAAGGAAAAAUUCAAAGCAGAUUAUAACGAGAAAUUUGUCACAUCUUUUCUGAAACAUCAGAAUUUUUCUUCCGGAGAUGACUUCCUACAAUUUGUUUUAAUAGAGAAACAACACUUAUCAACCAACAUGUUACAGUCUGACUUACACUCUUUGGAUGACAAAAACCUUCGUAGUCCAGAUGGUCGUGAAACUGUUAUUAGUGAUUAAACUAUCUUUGAUCCAAAAACUUCCAAACUUUUGAUAUCAUUUGUGAUUAGAUCAAUAAUUACUGUAACUGAAUAUUUGUGAUUAAAAGAAUAAAAACAAAUCUGAA
This is a messenger RNA of Amphiprion ocellaris (clown anemonefish), 1773 nucleotides long. RefSeq lists its product as uncharacterized. The transcript has 5 exons. The record is from RefSeq and is a predicted model, not a curated record. Bases 192 to 1667 code for a protein of 491 amino acids. NCBI's taxonomy places the organism in Eukaryota, Metazoa, Chordata, Actinopteri, Pomacentridae.